AUCUAGCGGAGUUCUAUAUCAGCCAAAAGUAAGUCCCAAGAAUUCUCUCUCUGUUCAUAUGCAUGUGACAAUGUUCUCAUCACUUCUUCUUCUUCUUUGCCUUACUUUUCCAGUGUUUUUGCUCUUCUUCUUCUUCAAAACUUUGAAAAAUCCACCACUUCCACCUGGUCCUAAAGGUCUUCCCAUUGUGGGAAAUAUUCUUCAACUAGAUAGUUCUUCUCUUCAUAUGCAGCUAAGGGAACUUUCAAAGAAAUAUGGUCCUUUAUUUACCCUUAAAUUAGGUUUAAAGCAAGCAAUAGUUGUUUCCUCACCAAAACUAGCCACAGUGGUAAUGAAAGACCAUGACCGAGAAUGUUGUGGACGACCAAGAUUACUUCGCCAACAGAAACUCUCUUAUAAUGGGUUAGACUUAGCAUUUUGCCCAUAUACUGAGUAUUGGAGAGAAAUCAGAAAACUUUGUGUUGUCCAUGUCCUUAGCUCCAAACGAGUCUCAUGUUUUUCCUCGUUAAGACAUUUUGAGGUGAAGCAGAUGAUAAAGAAAAUAUCCAUGCAUGCCUCAAAUUCAGAAGUUACCAAUCUGAGUGAAGUGAUAGUGUCUCUUACCAGCACUAUUAUCUGCAGAAUUGCUUUGGGGAGAAGGUAUGAAGAGGAAGGAACGGAAAGGAACAAGUUCUAUAGGUUGCUGAGUGAGUGUGAAACCAUGAUGAGUUCCUUCUUUGUUUCAGAUUAUAUUCCUUUCAUGGGUUGGGUUGAUACACUCAGGGGAAUUCAUGCACGUCUUGAACGGACUUUCAAAGAAAUGGAUAACUUCUACCAAGAAGUCAUUGAUGAACACAUUGCAGAUUCUCAUAAAAAGACUUCAGAGGAAGAGGACAUCGUUGAUGUCUUGCUUCAACAGAAGCAGCACCAUUCGUUUUCCAUAGAUCUCACUAAUGAUAACAUCAAAGCUGUGAUCAUGAACAUGAUUAUAGGCUCAACAAGUACCACUACAGCCACAGCAGUUGGGGCAAUGACUGAGCUAGUAAAAAAUUCCAGAAUCAUGAAGAAAGUUCAAGAAGAAGUAAGAAGUUUAAGUGGUGAGAAAGCCUUUUUAGAUGAAGAUGAUGUUCAAAAGUUUCCCUAUUUAAAAGCAGUGAUAAAAGAGACUCUAAGAUUGCACCCACCAGGACCAUUACUUAUUCCUAGAGAAACAAGGAAAAAAGUUAUUAUAGAUGAUUAUGAAAUUCCAGCGAAGACAAUAAUAUAUGUGAAUGGUUGGGCUAUUCAUAGAGAUCCUGAGGCUUGGGAAGAUGCAGAAGAGUUUAUACCAGAGAGGUUUUUAAACAGCACAGUAGAUCUUCGAGGACAAGAUUUUUGUUUGAUACCAUUCGGUGCUGGUCGUAGAAUGUGCCCAGGUUUGCAUAUGGGUUUGGCUUCAUUGGAUGUUAUUCUUAGUAACCUUCUUUAUUCUUUUGACUGGGAAUUGGUAGAAGGAACCGAAACAAACGACACAGGUUCUACAGUGUUGCCAGGACUUACACAUGACAAGAAGAAUCCUUUUCGUGUUUUAGCGAAGUGUCGUAAUUAAUGCCUUAGUGAUAGUAAAAAAAAAGUAAUGAUUAGUAAAUAAAAAGGUAAUUCAGUGUACUAUAUCAAAAUUUAUG
Molecule: messenger RNA, 1643 nt
Organism: Vigna unguiculata (cowpea)
Lineage: Eukaryota; Viridiplantae; Streptophyta; Magnoliopsida; Fabales; Fabaceae
Product: 5-OH-xanthotoxin synthase-like
Molecular function (GO): iron ion binding; heme binding; monooxygenase activity
Source: RefSeq, a predicted model, not a curated record